Molecule: messenger RNA, 2415 nt
Organism: Rhinopithecus roxellana (golden snub-nosed monkey)
Lineage: Eukaryota; Metazoa; Chordata; Mammalia; Primates; Cercopithecidae
Gene: MYEOV
Product: myeloma overexpressed
Source: RefSeq, a predicted model, not a curated record
GGCUAUCCCCCUCAGUUCUUGACUUGAUUCUCCUGUUAUUGUCCUGCAAACCCACAUCCCUACAAAGCAGGAAAGUGUGCCUGGGAGAGGCCAUGUGAGUGGCGAGCCAGCCCAAAGCCAGGCGUCCAGGGUCUCCCUCACCUGAAGCUGACUUUUUCCCCACCUUGGACAGAGGGCGGGAGAUGCCAUCCCCACUGAACCCAGUGCUUUCACCAGCCAUAUUAGCUCCCACCCACCCCCUGUCAUGGAAGCCUCGGCUGUCACACCUGCAGGGCUGGGGCAUGCGUGGCCUCAGGGAUGGCCUGUUCAGCUGCUGAGUGACUCGGGUCCGGUGCCUCACCACCUGCUGAGCUCUGUGUGCUUUCUGGGCACUUCUGCUCAUUGCCUUUGGGCUCAGUGAAGAGUCUGGAGUUUAUCUGGAGUGAGGUGGUCAGGACUUGGUGAGAUCUGAGCAGGUCCCAGCUUCCAGGAUUGUGAGGUGAAGACGUGAAGGGACCCUGGAGGUCAUGGGGACCCAGGCACAGAGCGGCGGCCUCUCAUCCUCCCCAUGGUCAAGGAGGUUGCUGCCUUCCCGGGAUGGGUUAUGAAAGGACAGCAUCUGGCUCCUUCCCUCGGCUCGUGGCCCUCAGGGUCUGCAUCACACACACCCCAGCUCUCCCGACGGGUCUCUGCACUCGCUGUUGCCACUGCCUGGAGCAGUCUUUCUCCUGGUGUCAUCGUCUCCGUGGUGCGUCCUUCCUGACCUUCCACCUCCACCAGGGACUGGUCACUCACGUUCAUCCGGCAGACCGGACCGUGGAGGGCUCCAAAGCUGGCACAUCCUGGGGCCUCCUCUGUCUCUCCCAGGCCCUGUGUGUUGCGGUGAGAGGAGCAUUUGUGUCUCUGUGGUUUGCUGCUGGAGCUAAUGACCUGGAGAGAAACAAGGGAGAAAAGGGUGUCCAGACAGGUGCAGGGCUCAGCCAGGAGGCAGAAGACGUGAAUGUGUCCCGGGCAGUGUCACCAGGCACUCUGUGUGGCACUGGGAACAGGGAUUCUGGGAGUCAGUCUGUAAGGGUGGCGGGCAUUGCUCCUCUGGGAGAAGCCUUUCCAGUGGGCGUUGAGCAGGCCGUUAGCUCGUGCCCUGAGAAGGUGCAUGGGUGGCCUGGGGUCUCCACGGAAAUUACAUGGGCGCGCAUGGGUGUGGCUCUGCAUUCAUGUGGGCGAGGACUUCUGACUGGUGCCGGGGCACUCUGCAUGACCCUGGCAGAAUCAGGCUGCCCCAACUGUGGAAGGGGAAGAAGAGCAUGCCUGACCCCCCACCCAGAACCGCACCCCUCACUGCUCCACCUGGGGCUGCCUCUGGGGGUGGCUGGGUCCUGGCUGACUGUGGUGACAGUUGAGGCCAGGGGUGGGUGGGGCAUGGGAGUUAAGAGGACUGGCCAGGUGGGGCAUACUGUGUGCCCACCCCCAGUGUCAGGAACUUCCCUCCUCCUCCACCCCCUCGUCCUCCUCCUCCUCAUCAUCCUCACUUGUUGAGGAUGUCCUGUGUGCCAGGUGGUUUAUAUGUCCAGCCUCAUUUAAUCCUCAGAAUGACUCCAUGAGGUAGCUACUAAAACCCCCACUUAACAGAUGAGGAAACUGAGGCCCAAAGAAGCUCAGCAAGUUGCCUAAGGUCCAAGCUUCCUCUCACAACUCUCCUACCCUCUCCUCUUCCUUCUCCUCUCUCCCAUUCUUCCCUGCCUCUUCCUUAACUAGACAAUUUUUUAUCGAGCAUCUCCCAGGUGCAGGCAUGAGCCAGGUGCAGGGAAGAUCACGAUGACCCAGCUCCUUCUGGUCCUUUCCUUAGCUGGUUAGAGGCUGGGAGGACACGCAAGUUCAGCUCCAGCCGAUUGGGGCAUUGGUGGUAGCCCCUGGAGAACUUGUGCAAUGGGGCUAUGAGGCUGAAUCUGGCUCCAGGAAAGCAUGUUGCAAUCCACGAGUGAUGUCUGCCAUGCGCACAGGCAUGGAGAGUGAGGCACCUGUGCUGUCUUCUCGUAGACCCUAGACUGGUGGGGCCUCUGAAACGCACCCAGACACUGUGCUGGGUGUGCUGCAUAGCCCUCCUAACCAAUUCAGUAUUUUUCUCUCCAUUUUCCAGGGAGAAAUCAGAAUCUAAGGUGCCAGAAUGUAAGGUUCCUGUUGGAACCCAGGCUCCAGGGUCCCUAGUUUUCUGUGACAUCAUGCUGCAGGACCCUGUUUCUCUCUUUGCUUUGGCUGCUGGGUAGCUCAGAAGGGAGCUUUAGGCUUGCCCUCAGCCACCACAUUAGCUCAGGGGUUUGGGCAUUUUUGUCGCCGGCUCCUUUGGGCUCUUUGUCCUCCCUGCUGUGCUUCCCGAGGAGCAGGCCGGAUGUAAGUUAUCAGCUAUAAAUAAAACCAAGACUUCCGUUCUGGCUCUCA